Molecule: messenger RNA, 5948 nt
Organism: Lytechinus variegatus (green sea urchin)
Lineage: Eukaryota; Metazoa; Echinodermata; Echinoidea; Temnopleuroida; Toxopneustidae
Product: transcription factor AP-2-beta-like
Exons: 2
Coding region: 560-1369 (269 amino acids)
Source: RefSeq, a predicted model, not a curated record
CAGUGUUCUCUGUGAGCAGGGGAAUGUUUUGCUGAAUCGACGUGACCACAGAGCUCGAGGCACUCCCCCUCUAACUCUCUAUAUUUUCUGUGUCCCAUUUUCGCCACCACCACCUUCCACCGCAGUAGUUCGAUGUCCUGACCGGUACCUAUUACGUCCAGACCCCUCACCCUCAUCCUCCUCACCCACACACUCCUCUAUCUCCCUCUCUCUCCAUAUUUAUUGUUGUCUCUCUCCGUCCGCUGGCCAAUGACAGAGAAUGAACCCUGUGUGAUAGGAGGGAGGGGAAUGAUUGCCUCGGAGCUACUGUCACCGGACAGCCAAACACUCACACUAUUCAGGCUUGCCAAGUCAGAUCAGUUCCUCCCUACCCGCCGACCCCGCAGCACGCCGGGCCGAUCAUCGUUCUACCUCUUCCCACAGCGCCUAGCGAUUACCAUUAUCAGUUAUUGAUAUACCUUUUUUCAUCCAUCAUUUGUUGGAAUUUUUUUCAUCUGGUUCUCUCUUUUGUACCGUCUUGUGAUUUUAUAUCUUCAUUUGGAUUGUAUAUAUCGACAACAUGGCAUCGACGGCUGUUUUAACAGUCCCUUCCUUACAGGAACGUUCGGAUUUGAUUGCCCACCGGCCGGGAUUCAGCACGGCCUCCGUCGGGGGCAACAGCUCGUUCUCGCCGGCGACACGGCUAUCGCAUACCCCAACAACUACGGACUUCCAACCGCCGUACUUUCCCCCUCCCUACAACAUUCCCCAGCCUCAAUCCCAGUUGGAUUUCCACCACUCGCAUGUGAAUGCCGAUCCUUACUCUCACCUGAAUCCUAUACAUCCCCAGCCGCAACACCAAUACCAGCUGCAUCCCCAACAGAGGACGCAACACAUGCUUGGUCGCCGGGAUGAUGCCGAUCAUCUCCACCUACAACACCCCGGUAUGCAGCUCCCGUCGGCUAGGGACUAUUCAGCCGUACGUCGCCCCGAUGUUUUAGUACACGGUGGACCCCAUGGACUCGCUCCUGAACAAACCGAUCUCAUGCUACACCAUCCCACGGGUUUGCACCCCAUGGAUGACGGCUCGGUAAGUCUUGUUUUUCUUUUUUUUUUAACCUUCAGUCGUCGACUUGCCCUUUUUACGGCCCUUAUUCACCCUAUAUCCACCUUAACAAUGGAGCUACAACUUAAUCCUCGCUUAUCCAAUAUGAGCUACAUGUGCCUAGCAAUAAAAUCGAUAACCGAAAAUCAUUACUACUCGGGGAUCCAUUCAUCCUUUUGGAAAAGGAAUGUCAUUGAAACUAUUAGAGGAAACUUUCAACAAACAAGUUCUAACUAUACUCAUUUAUCACACGUUCAAACCAAGAAAGAUAUCUUUCAAAUGUAGAUAAUUAUUAUGUGAAUAAACUGAAAAAAAUAUUGAAUGAUAUUAAAUAUAUAUAUUAAAUAAAAUAUUGAAUACACUUUUUUUAAUGAGAUAGAUUUUCAGUAAAAAAAAUUAGGGUAAGGGGAAAUGAUUCAUAAUAGUUAUCCACUCAAUAUUUAUGACCAAUCAAAUUCUAGUUAUAUAUUUACGCCUGUAUGGUACUGAGAAAUUUGUUUAUAUUUCAUAUUACUUCGUUAUUGUCUGUUUAUCUCUGAAAAUCUGGAAAUAACUUUGUAUUUAGUUUCAAUUUUCAAUAUAUUUGUAUUGUUUUUAUAUGUUUCUCUGGAAUACAUGCUCGUAGGCCUACAUGGUAUUUGUAAAAUAUAUUAACAUCGAGUGAAAAGUCUGCAAGAUAUGCAAAUGAUGGUAUUCCCGAACAAACGGUAUUCCAACAAAAAAUGAUGGAAAUUUUCAGCGAAAUAAUGCAGAUAACAUCCAAGAAUUGGUUUUAAAAAAAGAAGCUAUUUUAUGCAGGGUUCUUCAAUAUUUUUCAUGGAAGAGAGCAAAGAGUAUAAUUGAUGAGAAAAAUACCCCAUGAUCAUUUCGAUGCGGGCAACUUACUACAGAAUUGGUCAAUGCCGUUCAUUAUUAGAAGUUAUUACCCUCUAUCCGUUUGGGGAGUAAUCACACUGAACAAUGGCCAAUGGACGGGGAUAUAAUAGAGGGGAGAUUGUAGAUUCGAGGUUGGGGCAUGGUUGAAAUUAUGCCCGUAUUAUUUUUGGUGGUUGAAAUUCACGACUUCAAUGUCAGAUUCAGGCAAAGGAAAUGGAAAGAAAAAAAAUACACUGCAGUAAAGGAAGAUUUUGUGAGUAGGGUUUACAUUAAUAAUUUCAGACAAGUCAUGAGUUUAUUUCACCAAACAUUCUAUGUUAUAGAACAUCCAGUACGAACUAUGCAAGAUGGUAUGAUAUAUGAUUUAUGACAAAUGGAAAACGGAUAUACCUCUUAUAAUAAUACCUGGAAUUUGUCAAAGGUUAUCAAAAUGUGUCAUUAGGGUUUGAGCUUUAUUAUGAGAUAUUUUGAAUUGUGAAAUAAUUUCCAAGAAGAUGAAUAUCAAAUCGAAGACUAUGGUCGGCAUAAAUUCUGCCAUUUACAAUUUUUAAGAUUUCCUGUGAUAAGAAAAAGCAUUCCUUUUGUCAUUUUAUAAUAGUUAUUCAUGAUCGAGAAAACAAAUUGUGAGUCUGCAUGACGCCAGUCAGUUUAAUGUCGUUUCUCUCAAAAUAUUGUAUUGGAUCAGUCUUACGACCCCAUAAUAUUUUAUGGUAAUAUUUUUGUCAGCUCAUUUUAUUUUAUGUAUGGAUUUCCUGAGUUAUAUGUUGCAUUCAUAAUCUCCAUGAUGCGAACUGCAACAAGCGUCAGGUAGGCAGAAUUAUUGACAUCAGCUAGGGCUCCCCCUCAUGGCGAUUAGAAGUUAGCUUGUCCCGAAAACGUUUGUGAAAAUAUAAUUUGCUUACACAUUCGUUACUAAUAGGCAAUAUUUACCAUCCUCGUUCGCGCUAUUUACACAUUUUAUGAAGGAUUUGUCUCGCGUUUAAACAAUAUCUUGUACAACCACUUGCGUUGUUAUGUAAUGAACUCGAGAACACUUAACCGGUAUGUUUGUUUACGAGGCCGAAAUCUAACCCUUUAGUUUAUCAUUAUGCCGCGUUUUUAUCGAUUUCUUAUAUGUUUUCAGUUAUCUAAGAUACAGUUCGGUUGUACUUUCAUCCGCCAUAGUCUUGUUUUUAAAUGUUUGAACAUUCCAAUGAGGUAGGAGAUUAAUAAGCACUUAUCAGAAAUUAACAUCUUGGUGAUUUGUAUGGAGGGUCGCUUCAAAUUUCUUCAAGGAUACAAACCAAUAGCAAUUGUUGAUUCUACUGCUCCGAAUGAUUAUAGAAAGGAAGGAUGGAAGAUGUUUGUCAAACAAUUGCCUGUUUACGUAAGGUAGAUGAUGUACUGUUAUUGUCAUUUGAUCAGAAAAUGCAUGAAUUGGAAUUUAGCAGGAGUAGCAAUUCUCACUGAAUAAUAAACCGAAACACAGACAUUAGGCCACUGAACAUCACUCUAUGCAUAUAGGUCCCAUACUUAUUUGCCAUUUUCUAAUUUUUUAGUCCAUAACCUCCCUUUCCCUGUCUCUGCUAACACAUCAUUUUAAAACGUCAUAAUUGUCUCCCUCUUUCUCGCGACUGAGUAAGCAAGAGCGGUCAAUACUUGAUAUUUUCUAUUUACAAUUCGGAUCAAUGCCUUUUUGCUUGCUAGGUUGAACAGUCAACGGUCUCUCGCUGCUUCCCAAAACGGGAGAAAAUUACCACUUUCCUUCCCAACUCUAGCUGUCCUCCUAAACACAUCGGCUAGCUAGGGCUGUAAGAAACCUGUGUAACCGGUGAUGAAAUGAACUGGCACGAAAGAGGUUGGAAAAAAAAUGAUUUGUGAAGCGACAAUAUUUUGAGAAACCAAGUUAAACUUAAAGUGCAGCUCAACCCCGACGCAUUUUCUCCGUUCAAUAUCUUGCCAUGAGAGUGAUGAGAAAAAAAUUCUCUAUUUCUCGAUCCCUCUUCUUUUAUUUUCUCUUUACUCACACGUGUACAAAAAAGUGAAUUCCCCGGUGGUAUGAAAUUUGUAAUUGAAUGUCCAUGGAAACGGUUUUCUGGUAAAUUUGUUAUGAAAGAAUGGUAAAUAUUGGGAGAUCCUGGUUGGGCGGAAGAGAGCUGGAGACGGGAGAAUGGUCGCCAAUCUCGUUGGGUGACUCUCCUUAUUCAGAGAAGAAAAUGGGUAAAAUAGAAUUACAGAUUACAAGCCAGCAUUAAACACGUUCAAAGUAUUGUAUUCUGGUCUGGAUAUUACUUAGAAAGGAAGAUGGCAGAGCCGUGGUGAAUAACCCUACACAUGUUUAAUAAAGCAGUAGAACAACCCAAAAUUAAGAAGAAUAAACCGAUACAUCCAUGUCUCCAAGACCACUAAAUUAAUGUAAAACUUGUUGAGGGAAUUUCAUAUCUAAUUCACACUGCCUUUCUUAUUAUUAUAAUGGCAAAAGAAACCAUUUUCGUUUUCGAAUGAACUCUAAAAUGGGCGCCAGCUUAUAGGUUUACAGUAUCGCCCUAAUUAUGUGAAAGUGAGUACAUUUACUUGAGUGUGCAUAAUUUCUCACCGACAACAUUAGAAGGGAAAGGAGGACUGGAGAAGUCAAAAUCACUCCCGCCAUUCAGAUGACUUCACACGAUCGACACGUAAAUGAAGCCCGCGCCUGGUUGUAAGUUAUCCCGAAAUAAAAACCUACCAAAAUGCUAGCUGUCAUCUUGGCAAAGGGGUUGAUAAAGCAGUUAAAGCAUGCCGUGUCAGUAUUAUCUUUCCUAUCCUCAUUCAUAAGUCUAAAUUUGUCGUGCAAAAUUAAGAGCGCGCUUCUGUCACCAAAACCUGAACGCGAAAACUCCCAGAUUUUUGUCGUUGAUUUUCGUAUAUAGGAGGCGUGUAACAGCAAGGAGGUAUAAUAGUAAUUCCUCCUUGGUAACAGGGGGUUUCUAACUAUCCGUUGAUAUGAUUAUUAUGCCGUUUUUACGAGCUGUGAAAGAAAUAAGUCACCAGCCCUUCGCGCCUCCAGUAAUUUCUGACGUUGAACUGUUUUAGCGAUGUCGCUAGAAACCCAAGGGGGUACGACAGUAUUGCCAUAAAAUUGUACCAUAUAUUGGUGCUGCCCGGCGCAGUGCCUUAACUAGCAUUGAGUUAUUUAUGUUCCUUUGCCCUCAACUAUUGCAGUGAUUACUUUAGAUGCUUGUAAAACAACAUAUUGUUGGGCAUGGGUGAUAUAUCAACUGAGCAUACACGGUAUACCGAUACUGUUUUAGGGGAGAGCGCUAGGAUUUGAUUUAUGGUAAGCGAUCGGGACGGCUGUUAAAUAUGACUUUCGCUCGCGUGGCAAGAAGUAAAACAAUAUGAUAAUGACAGGAUACCUUUCAAAUCCUCAUAACUCACCUUAAACUUGGAGGUAUCAGACACGUACCUCCAUGCAUUAAACAGGUCGAUGAAGCAAAAUGGAGGGGAUGGACGCAGAAUGUUUAUCUAAAUCACCGAGGAAGCUAUAUACUCUUUUUGUUUAGUUACAUAUUAGACAAGUAAAAGAUUUGAGCAUUAUAUGGAGAAUUUGAUUCGAGUUUAGAGACAGGAAAUGAAACGUUAUUUUUUUUCGUGAGGAAAAUUGAUUAAAUAGAAUGUGAAGUUAGAACGUGAAGUUUUGCCGGAGGUCAUUAUGUGCCGUUUACAGAAAUACUUUCAUUAUCCCCGCAAUGGGACCUUUGGCAACAUGUUGGGGCAUAUGCGAACCAUCCCCCAUCCUCAUAAUUACAUUCACAUAUUUUGUCGAAUGGUUUGUAAAUAGAUCAUAUUUUCACAUUUAAAUCUUAUGUUAUGUUACGAUAUUGUGCACAUGCCAUAUAUAAUGUGAUUUUGCAAAGACACAGGACUGACUUUGUGCUCCUUUUUAAGUUUAAACUUUAGUUAUACUUAUAAACAAGGCAUAUUGUUAUACUUUGGCCCCCAGGCGUGUCCGACCCCCCCCCCCCCCCCA